Messenger RNA from Diuraphis noxia (Russian wheat aphid), 2153 nucleotides. RefSeq lists its product as uncharacterized. The record is from RefSeq and is a predicted model, not a curated record. Lineage: Eukaryota; Metazoa; Arthropoda; Insecta; Hemiptera; Aphididae.
AUAUCGUUCCAAUCUUUCAACAAGUAUUAAAUUUUCUAUUACAGCAUUACACGUCUUUUACAGUUUAAUUUACAUUAUUUAUAUUCAACAUUUAAGUUAUCUUAAAGUUUAAAAUAAAUCGUAGUCACUAGUAAUAUAAUAUAUUAUUAUACUCAGAGGCUAUGGCAGAUAACUGAACAUGAUUCGAGGUUGAAGCAAUUCCACGAUUUGAAGUCAAUAGCAUAAUAUAAAAUAAUAUUACGCUUCAUAUGAGAUCUAAUUGAUUGAAAAUUGUAUACUUGACAAAAUGGUUUGCCAGAGUCUCAUGGAGUUAAAAAUUGUUAUCCGUUCUAUUUUAGUAGCAUGUAAGAAUGCCUUAACAGUCGAUGAAUUAUGGAAGAGGACGAUUUACGUAUUUGGAGGACCACAACAAAUACAGCUUAAACUGUUUGGUUACGAGACCCCCUAUGAUUUACUUAAAUGUAUACCAGAUGUUGUUCAGUUAGAAGAUCCAGAAGAUACAAACUCCAUUGUAAAUUUAAUAAGUUCAAAAUUGAGCAGGCAUAUGGAGUUAUUAGUUUCAACAAAUAUAAUAAGACCACCCAAAAGUAAAAUUUGUCAACACGAUUUAUUGGUGCCAUACAGAACACAGUGCGCAUUUAUUAGAAUUUUUCAUGAACUAUAUCCAGAAGGAUUGACAAUCAGUGAUUUUGAAUCCGAUGUUUUGUGUAUUCCAAUAUUUCAGUCUUACAUUGACUGUGUAGAUAUAUUAUUGUUCAAUUUGGACCAUGUGUUUAUAAGAAAUGGAAAAGAAAUUAUAAGCUUGCAACCGAAAUUAGUCAACAAAUUAAAUGAAAUAAUUGAAACAGCAGAUAAAUUUACAGCGAUGGAUAUUUGCAACAUUAAUGAAUAUUCAUUGGAAAAUAAAUAUGAUGAUCAACAAAUUUCCAAUGGACUGGAGUACCCAUUGUUUAAUAUUUUAGAAGAAUCAAUUAAAUCUAACAUUGAACAACUAUUGAACGAAGUACCUGGUUGGAUAUCUGAUAGACAAAUGUGUAAUUUAUACAUUGACAAAUUUGGUUCUGCCUUUACUCAUUAUAGACGAUGGGGUUUUAGUAGAAUUAGUCAAAUGUUUUCAAAACUGCCAGAACUGUGUUGUGUUCAUUUCUCAGAGAAUGAAGUAGAAAUAAUUUCAUCAAUAAAUCAUACUUGUGAUAUUUAUAAAAAUCCAAAUGUAUCAGAAGAAGCAAAUAAGUCAGGAUCUUUUUCUAUUAAUGCAAAAGAAAAAUAUAAUAAUGAACCUAAUGAAAAUUAUGGGGUAUUAAAACAAUUUUUAAGAAAUGAUCCAUAUUUACUAACAUCAUUAAAUGAUUGUUUUUUGGAGCAAGAAAUUCAACGGUUUGAAUUGAAAAUCAAUGAUUCAUUAAAUGUCAAUGUUUGUGCAGUUAAUACAAAUAUUAUACCAACUAUAAGAUGUCAAAUCCUUGACCAAUAUCAUGAAUUCCAGAAGCUAUUAGUUGAUAUGAAAAACUUUUAUUUUCUACACGAACAAGAGUUGUUAUUUGAUUCAACUAUUACCAUGAUGAAACAUACUUAUGCAUAUUUUUUUGAUGAUUGUUGGUUCAGAGGAUUUGUCACUGAUAUUAACUUAAGUGUAAUAAAAAUGACAAAUAUUGACAAUGGUUCGAUGGAUACUAUUCCGUUUGAUGAUAUCAGGUUACUACACAAACAGUUUACCCAUUUACCAGCACAAUCAUUGACUUGUAAUUUACAUGGAAUAGAUUCUAUGAACGAAGAUGAGCUUUUGAAAAUUAAAGAUAAAGAAUGUUUAAUAUAUGUUGUUUCUAUUGAUCAACAAAAUAAAUCUGCAAGUGUCAAAAUUAAAUGUAUAGAUUCUGUAUCAGAUAAAUACUUAAAUGAUGAAUGGAUAGAAAGUGGUGUUGCCGACCCGGAUUCUGAUGAAGAUUAAUAAUGAAGAUACAAUUUUAUUAUAGUUUUUUUUUUAUUAUUAUUAUUAUUAAAUCACUAAACCAAGCAAGUUAGCUUAUUAUUAUUAUUAUAAUUUUUUAUUAUUUGUUUUUUUUUUUGUUAUUUGUAUAACUUAAUAUUGUAAAGUUAUCCUUUGCCUGGCCAUUUUUUUAUAGAAAUUGAAAUAUUAAAACUGGGAGUAAAAA